Gadus macrocephalus (Pacific cod) is the source of this 2815-nucleotide messenger RNA. RefSeq names its product cyclin dependent kinase inhibitor 1Bb (gene cdkn1bb). Gene Ontology annotation, molecular function: cyclin-dependent protein serine/threonine kinase inhibitor activity; protein-folding chaperone binding. Lineage: Eukaryota; Metazoa; Chordata; Actinopteri; Gadiformes; Gadidae. Gene Ontology annotation, cellular component: cytoplasm; nucleus. The record is from RefSeq and is a predicted model, not a curated record. The transcript has 3 exons. Bases 410 to 979 code for a protein of 189 amino acids. Gene Ontology annotation, biological process: regulation of cell cycle; G1/S transition of mitotic cell cycle; negative regulation of cell population proliferation.
UUAAGAAAAGUGGGCGGGCUGAAGACCUUUAACCAAUGAAUCCACUCUCCGGGUUAAAUAGCUUUCCGUGUCAAUCAUUUUCCCCCAGUCAGCCUCCCCUCAAUCCCAAGUACAUCUCUCAAUCGCCAUAUUGGGUACUGAAAAGGUUUGCCUGCAAUUUCUUUCCUCUCACUACGGAGCGGAGUGGACCGACUGGCUACGUUUUGCUGCACUGGGUAUUCAUGUUCAGUGAAGACAACCAUUGCUCGCUUUGCCAUUGCGGCGCUCACCGUUUUUGAUCUAGACAUAUGCAUGACAUGCGUGCAUUUCUGUUGAUCUGUCGUUUUACGCGUGUGUUGGAUUUGACUGAGCGAAUACGAAAAACGCAUUUUGAGUGUUAAUAUCUGGACGCUCUCCGAUCUCUUGGAAAAUGUCAAAUGUUCGUCUAUCGAAUGGGAGUCCGACGUUGGAGCGGACGGAUGCCCGGGUGUCUGAGCACCCGAAACCGUCCUUUUGCAGAACUCUUUUCGGCCCCGUGGACCACGAAGAGUUAAAGAGGGAAUUAAAGGGACAUUUCAAGGAGAUGGAAGAUGAUGCCUCUGCAAAAUGGAACUUCGACUUCGCGAACCAUAAGCCGCUGAAGAACGGGAGGUUCAAGUGGGACUUGGUGGAUUGUAAAGACCUUCCCGAUUUCUACAACCAACCUCCUCGCUCGUCGAGAUCGUCGACGUACUCCACUGGGAAUAACAACGUGGAUUUUAACGGGAAUCGUAGUUGUGGUGGGAUGGGAAGUGCCCGGCCGCCCCCCGCAGAGAGCGAGCGAUGCGAGAGUCAGAUGGACGGUAGCGAGCAGAGCCAAGGACAGCGGAAAAGACCUGCCUGCAACGACACUGCGCCCCAAAGUAAAAGGUCAUACACAAGUUCGGAUGAAGUUCGGCAAAACGUGACACGUUCGGCCGAGCACACACCAAGAAAGUCCAGUCCCAAGACACAGACGUGAGACCGAGAAAGAUCUGAAGAUGUAUUUCCCCUUUGGUGCGGGAGAGAGAGCUCAGUGUUGGCCGACGUGGAAGAGGAACUACACAACAGAAACAUAUCAACUCUCCUGGGGACGGGGGGAGGGGCACUGAAUAGAAACACUAAAGUUGUGGCACUCAAAUUAAAGUUACUGCCUCUAAAAGCAGUGUAUGUAGCAGUGUGCAAUUAGGUUGAAAUUCCCUUUUUGCUCUUUUUCUCUGUGUGUCUGUGUGUCUGUGUGUGUGUGUGUGUGUGUGUGUGUGUGUGCGUGUGUGUGUGUGUGUGUGUGUGCGUGUGUGUGUAUAUACAUAUAUUUCUCUCCAAAUGUAGCACAUAAGAAAACAUGAUAUGAAAGCAAAUCCUUUUAUGUAAAAAAAAAAGUGUGAAUAUUGAUUUGACUUGAAUUGCAGUGUAGUUUGAUGGUUGUUUUUUUUCCCUCCAAAUGCUGUUCCCUAUAUUUUGCCUCAAGACGAUUUGACUUUGCCAUGGUCUCCAUUUUACAUUUGCAUUUAGGGCAUUUAGCAGACGCUUUUAUCCAAAGCGACUUACAUCAGUUGAUACACACAUUACAUCAACAUCUAUUUGCCACCCAAACAGGCUUCUGAAGUGUUAUCUCAAUAGGUCACCCCCUCAUAGUCUGCAGUGAAGAACGGUACCAAUGUAGCUCCUUUCUUGUUUCUCGUGGUCGCUUCCUUUUUUUUUUUUUUUUUGCAUUUUCCACGGCCAUUGGCACAGUGUCAACACAAAAAUACAGGUUCUCAUUUCACUUUUUUUUUUCCAGCCCCUAGAAGAUCAAUUCAGCAUUUCUUUUUUUAUUUUUUACAAAUAUCUAUAACAUGUAAUGUUACAUCCUUUGCUGUAGUGUAAAAUUGUGUUUCUCAAACCACCUAAUAUUUAUUAUGUCAAAGAGCUGUUAUGGUAUUGAUUUAAAUCCUGGAACGUUAUAUAUUAUUAUUAUUAAUAUUAUUUCACUCUCAAAAAGUUCUCCCAUUACUUUGUGACAUGUUCAGGUGCAUGUGACUACCCCCUGUAGAAUUGUGAGGUACUUUUAUGCUGAAGGAGACAACAUAAACUGCACAGGUAGUGUUUUUAUUUUAAUUUUAUUUUUGUUCAAUAUCAUCCUCCUGUCCCCUGUCCCUAGGACUUAUCUUGUUGCUGUUUUAAUUAUAUAUUUUUUGGAAUAGGAGCUUUUAUUUUCAAAACGAGAUGACUGUCCUACAAUGCCAAAUACAUGGUUGCUCCGGUAUGGCUGCCACAGCCUGUUUGCUCCAGAUUUGACUUCACAUUGUGUUCCUUUGUGAUAACCUACAGAAAAUCCCCCCCCCCCCCCCCCCACCCACCCAAUCCUAUCACCAAUUGUGGUUGAUAGCCUGCUGAGGACGCACUUGUAUUGCAUCUAUAAGCCCCCCAUCCCCCUUCUCCUAUCUCUCUGAUUAUUUGCAUAAGAAAUGUGUUUAUUCAAAGAGACCAAUGUUCACCUGGACGGAAGUUGAAAUGUGUGUCUCAGAAAAGCCACCGUGCCUGUGUAUUUAUGUAAAUCUUUUGCAAUGUACCUAAAUGUACAUAACUUUGUAAAAACACUGAGAAAUUAUACUAACUUAUUUAUGUCAAGCUUUUUUUAUGUAGAAUAAAAUGGGUUUUUUGAUCACGGUUAUCCAAAGUGGCAUUUACAUUAUUAUAAUGGUAUUUUGUAAAAGCAUAUUUUUGGUAGUUUUUCUUAUAAGGUUGCAAACUGAGCCUGAUACAAUAUUUGAUGUGCAUUUUGUAAUGUGUGGUUAUAAAAUAUGUUGCAAUCAAUUAAAACAAAUUUAAAUCUAAA